CUAGUGAAUACAUUUCUCUGUCCUUUUAUCUUCCUUUAUCUCCAGUGCAUCCUGUGAGAGUUCGAGCGUUCCCUCUCAAGACCAUGGCGGAAGCCAUAGUCUUAGCGUCUACGACACCAGUGAAGCUUCAACUGUUCUUCCAUACCGGAAGAAUAUGUACGAGAGCGUUCUGCCUCUCCUCCCCUUGGACUUUUACUUAUCCACAAUGUUCUCCAUCUUUCAUUCUUCGUCUCUUCCAUCGCAAAACCCCUCCUUUCUGCUUUCGCUCCAAGGCCACACUCACUAUACCAUCUAUGAACAAAGUCCCAGUUGUCAGUGAAGGGAAGGGGCCAGAAGAAACUCGCUUAAUCUGCCCUGGGUGCGGUGUCUUUAUGCAGAACUUGAACUCCAAUCUCCCCGGCUUCUACCAGAUGCCAUCCGGUUCUGUUCAGCGGAGGGAUGACAUUUCCGAAGAUUUUCCCCUUGAUUCCAAUGAGUUCAUGGAGGAAUUGGUUGAAGAAUUUGAGGAUUCUUCUUCAAAAGUUGAUAUUGGGUCAGAAAUUGACGAUCUUUCUGAUGAAGAAUAUAGCGGGAUCGAUUGGGAUUCGGAUUGGAACAUUGAGGAAGACGAAGAGAGUAAGCGAAAGGAGGAAUUGGAUGGAUUCGCCCUUCCUGGUGUUGGGUAUGGAAAUAUUACAUCUGAGACGCUGAAGAAGUUGAAGAAGGGGCAGAUUUCAAAGGCCGAAAAGAAGAAAAUGAUGAGAGAGGCAAAGAGGGAAGAAUCAGAUUACUCUGUCACUUUCUGUGCCCGCUGUCACUCUUUGAGGAAUUAUGGCCAAGUCAAGAACCAAAAAGCGGAUAAUCUAAUCCCAGAUUUUGAUUUCGACCGUUUAAUAUCCGCUAAACUUGCUAGAUCAUCAAGCAAUUCUCCAGUGGUAGUUAUUGUUGUUGAUUGUGUUGAUUUCGAUGGCUCAUUUCCGAAACGAGCUGCAAAUUCUUUGUUCAAGGCCUUGGAGGUAUCCAUGAACCGUUCAAAGAUGACCAAGUUGCCAAAGCUUGUCCUUGUUGCAACCAAAGUUGAUCUUCUACCCCAACAAAUAUCUCCAGCAAGGUUGGAUAAGUGGGUUCGGCGCCGUGCAAAGGCCGCAGGAGCCCCCAAGCUUAAUGGUGUUUACCUAGUGAGUGCUCGGAAGGAUCUUGGUGUCAGAAAUUUACUUUUUUUCAUCAAGGAAUUGGCAGGGCCACGAGGUAAUGUAUGGGUGAUUGGGGCACAAAAUGCAGGGAAGUCUACAUUGAUCAAUACAAUUGCGAGGAAUGAAGGGGUGAAGGUGACAAGGAUAACAGAGGCUUCCGUGCCUGGUACUACUUUGGGAAUUUUAAGGAUUGUUGGAAUUUUGCCAGCCAAAGCAAAGAUUUAUGAUACUCCCGGUCUUUUGCAUCCAUAUCUUAUGACAAUGAGGCUAAACAGAGAGGAGCAAAAGAUGGUUGAAAUAAGGAAGGAGCUGCAACCACGGACUUACAGGAUUAAGGUAGGACAGACGGUUCAUGUAGGUGGCCUGAUGAGAUUAGACCUAAUUGAAUGUUCCCUAGAAACGAUCUAUAUCACUGUAUGGGCAUCGCCAUAUAUUUCUCUGCAUAUGGGAAAAAUAGACAAUGCGGAAGAGCUACGAAGCAAGCAUUUUGGCAUCAGACUGCAGCCUCCAAUUGGACAGGAUCGAGCAACUGAAUUGGGUGAGUGGGAAGCAAGAGUGUUCAAUGUUUCUGGAAGUACCUGGGAAGUAAACAGCGUGGACCUAUCAGUUUCAGGACUUGGAUGGUUUUCUCUGGGACUAAAAUGUAAAGCCACUGUGGUACUGUGGACCUUUGAAGGCAUUGAGGUGACGGAGCGAGAGCCUUUGAUUUUGGAUAGAGCUCCUUUUCUUGAGAGACCUGGAUUCUUAUUACCCAAGGCUGUAUCAGUUGCCAUUGGCAACCAGGUCAAGAUGGAGGCAGAAGCUAGGAAGAAGAAAGUAGAAGAAGAGGAUGUGUAUUUGGAAGCAAGCUUAUGAAAAUAAUAUUCAGCUUCUGCUGGAACGUUGUUUUGGAUGUGAAUGGGAAAGCUUUUCACCAAAAGUAAUUUUAGGCUGCGACCAUAUAAUUUAAUAUCUACAGCUGAAGCCUGUGAGGUACUUCCUCUUUUGAUGGAAACAUAAAAUGAUGAUGCGAUGUUGUGCUUAAUUGUUCUGUAAGUCAACUACAUCUAUCUAUACGAUCUGACAUUAAGAUUAUUGCGGAGCUCCAAUGAGAGAAGAUUAUGAGAAUGUCCGCCCCCCCAAACAACCCAAAAAAAAAAAAAAAAAACAGAAGAUUAUGGGGUGAUUUGUCAUUGAGUGCUAAGCUUUGAAGUGAAAUUACUUGGUUGAGACAUUGGUCGUUGAUUGUUUAUAUUGCCUCGCCUUCAAAUAUUUGAUCCUAUUUUUUAUUGCUUUGCA
Molecule: messenger RNA, 2450 nt
Organism: Dendrobium catenatum
Lineage: Eukaryota; Viridiplantae; Streptophyta; Magnoliopsida; Asparagales; Orchidaceae
Product: GTP-binding protein BRASSINAZOLE INSENSITIVE PALE GREEN 2, chloroplastic-like
Exons: 3
Coding region: 84-2027 (647 amino acids)
Biological process (GO): chloroplast rRNA processing; brassinosteroid mediated signaling pathway
Cellular component (GO): chloroplast stroma; mitochondrion
Molecular function (GO): GTP binding
Source: RefSeq, a predicted model, not a curated record